UGAGGAAGCAGCGACGCAGCAAAAGGCAUAUAAUGGGCGAAGUAUUGGAAGAGAGAAGGCCAUCCUGAAGCAUCAAUUUCAUCGCGACGACAACCUCCAAUCGCAUCCGCCAUGCUUUGCGCACUUCGAACCAUCCGAACCCCAACCAGACGGUUUGCGACCCAACUGCGCACUGUGGCAACACAGGCGCAGAGGCGCGCAGGCGACAUUUCCGAUGCGUUCGCAUCGCUUUCCGGUCAGGAGUUCAAACCUUUGACGCCUGAAUAUGCAGAUCUUAAAGGUCGUCUGAUCAAAGGUCGCGAAAGCGAAGUACGAGAGUCUUGGGAGCGCUUACUCCGGGAAUUGCGGGAGGAGAUUCCGCUCAUUGUUGAGCUUGGCUCCAAGGUGAUUCCUGAGAUCGACUUCAAAGACAUCGACAAUGCGCCGGAGACGUUCAGCAGCGAGCUGAGGAAGCGGGGUGUAGCCGUCAUCAGAGGGGUGGUAUCCGAAGAAGAUGCGCUGCAAUGGAAAGAGGACCUGCGCGAAUACAUUCGCCAAAACCCUCAAACCAAAGCAUUCCCCGCCGACAACCCUCAAGUCUUCGAGCUGUACUGGUCGCGCGUACAGUUGCUCGCUCGCGGGCAUCCGAACAUGCUCAAAACCCAAAAGUUUCUGAUGUCUUAUUGGCACAGCAUCAACCCGCACAUCCCAAUCUCGACUCAGCAUCCCAUCAGCUACGCCGAUCGUUUGCGAAUGCGCCUCCCUGGCGAUGCAAAGUUUGCCUUGGGCCCACACGUGGACGGCGGGAGUGUUGAGCGAUGGGAUGAGAAGGGCUACGGCUUGGGCAAAGUCUACGACUCUGUCUGGAAAGGACGCUGGGAAGACUUCGACCCUUGGGAGGCGAGCUGUCGUCUGCCAGUGAAGCCCGACCUUCACCAGGGUGUAGGAGCUUGUACCGCGUUUCGCAUGUUCCAGGGAUGGUUGUCCCUGAGCACCUGCGGCGCAUUUGAGGGCACUUUGCUCGUCAACCCACUGUUAGCAAAGGCGACGGCAUACUACCUUCUUCGCCCAUUCUUCUCACCGAAGCGCAGUGUUGAGCCUGGCGCUCAGACAACUUCCGAGGCAGUCACAAAAUCAACCGACUUCCUCGCCUCGGACAACUGGGAGAUGGACGCUUCGCCUACACCCUGGGUGCACGGCGCAACUCCAGGUCGCGGCCAGGAGCUGUCGCAUCUGCUCCAUCCUCACCUCGAACUGCAGAAGUCGAUGAUUCACAUGCCCACAGUCACGCCCGGCGACUACGUUGCAUGGCAUUGCGACACAAUACACGCUGUCGACAAGGUGCACGCCGGCAAGGCAGAUUCGAGCGUGCUGUACAUUCCCGCUUGCCCAAUGACUGAGGACAAUGCGAACUACCUCGCGGGCCAGCGCGAGAACUUUGUGAAGGGAACACCAAGCCCAGACUUUGGCGGCGGUGUUGGCGAGAGCGAGCACGCCGGGCGCGUCAAGCCUGAGGAUAUGCUCGAGUUGGUGGGUGAGGAGGGAUGCCGCGCAAUGGGUCUGGAGGCGUGGGACAGCGACGCUGCUGGAAUGAUCCCUGGACAGAGAGUGAUCCUGGACAGGGCCAACAAGAUCCUGGGUUUUUACGAGUAGAUUGGAAUCAAAAUGUAAGUAAUAUAAACUUUGCGACCAGCAUUGAAUUCAAAAAAUUAUAACAUGUUCAA
Messenger RNA from Boeremia exigua, 1703 nucleotides. RefSeq lists its product as uncharacterized. Bases 112 to 1632 code for a protein of 506 amino acids. The record is from RefSeq and is a predicted model, not a curated record. The transcript is spliced from 2 exons. Lineage: Eukaryota; Fungi; Ascomycota; Dothideomycetes; Pleosporales; Didymellaceae.